Harmonia axyridis is the source of this 1164-nucleotide messenger RNA. RefSeq lists its product as uncharacterized. NCBI's taxonomy places the organism in Eukaryota, Metazoa, Arthropoda, Insecta, Coleoptera, Coccinellidae. The transcript has 2 exons. The coding region runs from base 129 to 1145 and encodes 338 amino acids. The record is from RefSeq and is a predicted model, not a curated record.
UUCAGAAUAUCAUCGAAUAGUCGUACUAAACAUACCAUGUUCUCAUUGGAGAACUGUGCGAAUAAAAAUCAAUAAUUAAAAUGAACAUUGUCUGAAAAAUCAGCCGUUGUCGUAUCGUGCAUCUGGAAAUGGUCGAAUUGGCCCAUAGCGACCCAUUAGCACCCUCCACCAGCAGCAGUGGCGUGGGACUGAGGGAGGAAAACUCGAGAGGGUCUAACGUGACCUUGGUAUCUUCAGCCACUCUGAACGAAAGGGGGAUGAGCCUUCAUUCCUUCGCAGUGGAAAGCGAGGUAUUCAUGGGAAAAGCACAGUUUUGCAUCGAGACCGUUCUCCAGGACAGUUUCGUACGUUUUUCCACAAAUAAACGGGCCAUGACCAUCCAUAGUUUUCUUACUGAAAUACCUCCAGUAGACAAGAAGAACCGUUUCAUUAUUACUACAUUCUACUACGAGAUAAAGCCACGAAAAGUAGAAUUAUCGAAUUUUUCGAGCGAUACCACUGAAAUCCAUAGCGUGGAGAAAGAUGUCAGAUCUCUUGGAGCCAAUACAAUCCAAAGAACCAGUUUAUUUCGUAUCACAAACGCCGAAGUUGUGACAGUCACCAAAUCCAUGGAUAUGUCCCUGGAAACUUUCCACCAAGAGAUCCCCCCUAAAGAAACAUACGCAGAAUCCUCAGAAAACCUCAAAAGACUUGACGAACACAUCAAGUCCCUCCAGAGCGUCUUCGAUAAGGUUAGAGUAUCUCGAGAGCUCAAUCAUUCCAACGAUACGAACAGAGCGAAGGACCUAGGUUACUUAGAUAUUAAAUUAUUCUUGGAAAACGCCAGUACUCAAACGCAGGAAGCAUCUAAACCUCCCACGGAUCUUUCUUGGGUGAAGAUAGAAUCGCUAAUUUUGGAAUGCGAGUAUGCCAGAGCCACAGCCAACAUGAUGAGACGCUAUCCGUUCUAUUACGAUUUCCUGAAGAGGUGUUAUGCUGAUAGACACUUCUGUCGUGAGGGUGAGUUGAGGCAUCUCAGGCCGAAGCAGAAGAAUCUUAAGAGGGCGAUCAUACACGCUUAUGGCUGUAAUAGAAGUUAUCUAGAAGCUAUCGACUCUCUUCUGUUGGAAACUUACAACAAUCAGAGGAAUAGAUCUAGGUUUUGAUUAAAUUUUUGUUGAAGGA